Molecule: messenger RNA, 1686 nt
Organism: Gallus gallus (chicken)
Lineage: Eukaryota; Metazoa; Chordata; Aves; Galliformes; Phasianidae
Product: trypsin I-P1-like
Exons: 5
Coding region: 834-1580 (248 amino acids)
Biological process (GO): proteolysis
Molecular function (GO): serine-type endopeptidase activity
Source: RefSeq, a predicted model, not a curated record
AGAAUUUUGGGAGCUCUCACUGUUUGUGAUCACUGUAUUUGUGUUCACAUACACUGUAUCCACAAAUAUCAACUUCUACUGAGAUUCUUUUGUGGCAAAAAUCACUAUCUGUAAAGUAAAAGCCACCGCAUUUCUUAGAUUGACACGAUCCUUUAGAUUAAAUGGGUGAAAUGCUUUCAAAUAGAAAUUGUGAGCAUUCCACAUUUAAACAAAGUAUCUUAGGAGAUGGAGGGCCACAUAAAGUACUUUUCUCAUAUUCUGUUUUUGAAAUUACUUCUGAAUAUUUUGUUUGAGAAAACACUCUAUCAUUCAGAUAGAAAGAAGCACGUUGCUGAAGAAAAUGCUUUUUUCUUUAAAGAAACUUAAGAAAUGGAUAGAAAUGGCGUUUUUGUUUCAGUUUUUUUUUAAUAGAUGUAAAAUAUCUUUCAAUCCACUACAUACAACGUUCUGCUUCUGGAUUCAGCCUGCUUUCUUAAAAAUGGCACCAACAGCACAGAGAGAUCUCAAGGGGUUACUAUGAACAAGUGCUAUGAGAAACCACCAAUCUUCCGAAACGCAAGUGUAUCUUUAUGUUGAAAGUUGUUCUUUGAAAUAAUUAAAGAGAGCUCUAUAUCGUAUGAAAGGUUUAUUAUUAACUGUUACGUUAUCUGUAAUUACUAUCAGUACCUUCUAAUGUAGGAUAUCAGUACCUUCAUUUGGAUCUUCAAGGUUUCCACUGUUUGUUUUUUGUCCUGGAGAAAACCUUGGGUUAACGAUAUGCCAUUUCAGAAGAUGUAUUUCUAGAAGUUCAAGUUGCCAGUCCACCAGUCUGGGAUCGAGGCUGUGUCAAGAUCAUGAAAUUCUUAGUGUUAGUCGCCUUUGUUGGUGUGGCUGUUGCCUUCCCCAUCAGUGAUGAGGAUGAUGACAAGAUUGCGGGAGGCUACAGCUGUGCAAGGAGUGCCGCACCCUACCAGGUGUCUCUGAAUUCUGGAUGUCACUUCUGUGGAGGCUCUCUCAUCAGCAGCCAAUGGGUGCUGUCAGCUGCUCACUGCUACAAGUCUUCCAUUCAAGUGAAGCUUGGGGAAUACAACCUGGCAGCCCAAGACGGCAGCGAGCAGACCAUUAGUUCAUCUAAAGUCAUCCGUCACUCUGGCUACAAUUCCAACACACUGAACAAUGAUAUCAUGCUCAUCAAGCUUUCCAAAGCAGCCACACUCAACUCCUACAUCAACACAGUUCCUCUGCCUACCAGCUGUGUGACCGCUGGAACAACGUGCCUGAUCUCUGGAUGGGGCAACACACUCAGCAGCGGCUCUCUGUAUCCAGAUGUCCUGCAGUGCCUGAAUGCCCCUGUACUCUCCUCAAGCCAGUGCAGCAGGGCUUACCCUGGUAGAAUUACCAGUAACAUGAUAUGUAUAGGAUACCUGAAUGGAGGAAAAGACUCCUGCCAGGGGGAUUCCGGUGGUCCAGUAGUCUGCAAUGGUCAGCUUCAGGGUAUUGUUUCCUGGGGCUUUGGAUGUGCACAAAAAGGUUAUCCUGGUGUUUACACUAAGGUUUGCAAUUAUGUUUCCUGGAUUAAAACGACUAUGUCUUCCAACUGAGACACUCAUUUUACGUGACCUGCUUUUCCUCCUCCUCAUUUCCUUCUGCUUUGGAAUUGGAUGUACACACCUUCACAAAAAAUAAACAUUUUCAGGCAGCCCUUCU